This is a messenger RNA of Triplophysa dalaica, 1675 nucleotides long. It is a transcript of the gene fgg, whose product is annotated as fibrinogen gamma chain. The record is from RefSeq and is a predicted model, not a curated record. NCBI's taxonomy places the organism in Eukaryota, Metazoa, Chordata, Actinopteri, Cypriniformes, Nemacheilidae. Gene Ontology annotation, biological process: protein polymerization; blood coagulation; platelet activation. Gene Ontology annotation, cellular component: fibrinogen complex. Bases 114 to 1400 code for a protein of 428 amino acids. The transcript is spliced from 9 exons. Gene Ontology annotation, molecular function: signaling receptor binding.
AUAGUGGACCGUUAUCUCCAUCUCUGAGUAGGACCUUGAUCGGAUAAAUAUACAGCGGUAGUCAACGGUCACUCACAAUCGCAAGGAUACAGCACACAGACUGCAGAACCAACAUGUCCCAGUUCAUACAUGUGGCUGCUUUUAUUCUUCUGCUUUCCACAAAAUCGACAGCGCAACCGAGAGGGGACUAUAUCCCAUCACAAGAACAAUGUAACCCCAGCGAUGGUUUUGGGAAAUACUGCCCAACCACAUGUGGAGUCGCUGAUUACCUGCACCGGUACAAACCUGAUGUGGACAGACAGCUGGACCUAAUGGAACAAGAUCUGGAGGAAAUCGUCAACCUUACCAGAGGAGCACAGGACAAAGUGAUCUACCUGAAAGACUCAGACACACAAGCUCAAAAGCAAUCACCAGAUACAUACAUCAAAAAAUCCUCAAGCAUGCUGGAUGAUGUACUACGGUUUGAGAAGAGCAUUGUCGCUCAGGAGGAUCAAAUAUAUCAACUGCAGUCGACCCUCCAAGCUAAUGAGAAUAAAAUGGUCGAUCUAAAGCAGAUGUCUCUCCAGCUGGACCAGAUGUGCAAAGAGCCCUGCAAAGACACCGUAGAAAUUCAGACAAUAACAGGCAAAGACUGUCAGGACAUCGCAAACAAAGGCGGUAAGGUUAGUGGACUCUACUACGUGAAACCAGCCAGAGCUCAAGAACCAUUCCUGGUCUACUGUGAGAUAGACAGCUUUGGAAGAGGAUGGACUGUCCUUCAGAGGAGACGUGACGGGAGCGUUGACUUUAACAAAAACUGGAUUCAGUAUAAGGAAGGCUUUGGGUACCUUUCGCCAGAUGACAGAACAGAGUUCUGGCUGGGCAAUGAGAAGAUGCAUCUUUUGUCAGUUCAGUCUAGUGUGCCUUACGUCCUAAGGAUAGAAAUGGUCGAUUGGGAAGGCAACAAAAAGUAUGCUGAUUAUGCCACAUUCAAAAUUGGACCAGAAAUCGAUGCAUACCGUUUGACAUAUGCUUAUUACUUUGGUGGAGAUGCUGGGGAUGCUUUCGACGGCUUUGACUUCGGGGAUGACCCCAGUGACAAAUUCUACACGUCUCACAAUGGCAUGCAGUUCAGUUCACCUGAUAAAGACAAUGACAAGUUUCAAGAAAACUGUGCCUUGCAGGAGGGGUCUGGUUGGUGGAUGAACCGUUGCCACGCUGCUCAUCUCAAUGGAAAAUACUACACAGGUGGCAAGUACACAGAGAAGGACAGUCAGAAUGGACAUGAUAACGGCAUUAUUUGGGCCACAUGGCACAGUCGCUGGUAUUCUCUGAAGGAGACCACCAUGAAGAUCAUUCCCAUAAACAGAAUUGGUGCCGGAGGCCAGCAGAGUGGUGUCAAGCAGUUUGGAGACAUUUAAAGACCUUACCAUUGCAUUUUGCUUUUGCAAAUCUAAUUUUGAAAUACAGGAAUGACAUGACAUGAAGUUUCAAGUGAGUGUGGACAUCUGUCUGUUGUAAUCAGAUUUUUCUUUUAUGUUAUUUGUAUCACGAUAUCCUAGAUCUAAUUGUUUUCUAUAUGGAAAAUUCAUACAUACACCGUGUUUAUAAAUUUCAACUUGUUUGAAUUGCAACUCGUCUAAGGCACUGCACCUGACAAUAAAUUAAUAAAUGUUUCCACUUUUUUAAAAUCAAA